This is a messenger RNA of Stegodyphus dumicola, 718 nucleotides long. RefSeq names its product hemicentin-2-like. The record is from RefSeq and is a predicted model, not a curated record. NCBI's taxonomy places the organism in Eukaryota, Metazoa, Arthropoda, Arachnida, Araneae, Eresidae.
CUCCAGUAUGUGGAAAAAUUGAGAUAUCAAAACAAAAUCUCAGAAGUACUCAAAGGAAAUACGCAGCUAACGUGACCUGCAGUCUGUAUUCGAAUCCAACGAACGUGACAUUUUAUUGGAUGAUCCGCAAUUCUUCUUCCAAUCACAGCUGGACCUCUGGACAUGUUGCACAUACUUCAGUGGAAUGGGAAAACACUGCUGCUGAAUUACUUUGUUGGGCGGAGAACGAAAUUGGCUUACAAAAUGAACCCUGUCGAGUAACGUUAGAUGCAGAUGAACAAGGAGAUUCAUUAUGCGUAUAUUUAAUAACCAUCAGCAGUUUUGCUGCCAUAUUUUUCUUGGUUGCCUUUACGGUACUUACAAGGCAUUUAAUAAAAGAUCAGGAGAAAUGCCGAUCAAAGGAGGACAAAGAACUAAAAGAACUGAAAGAUCGAAGUUGCAGAUUACUAAUACAGAAAUUCGUGAAGAAAUCUUCAAAUACAAAAGAAACUGAUUGUUCUUCCAAUCUGUUAGGCACUACAAAAGAAUCCAGAGGAUGCACAACGAGGUGAACGCGGGUAAUGCAUUUCUGAUGAGUGGUUUGUAAAUAAACAGACCGUUACGUCUUAUGAGAGAGUGUACCGGAUAUUUAAAUCCAGAGCUAAAUUGAAGUUCGUGUAUAAAUACCCUUAUAAUGCACAAAUGAUUCUGAUGAAAAAUUUAGUAGUGUAAUUAAAGG